Messenger RNA from Saccharomyces cerevisiae S288C, 1431 nucleotides. RefSeq lists its product as uncharacterized. The record is from RefSeq and is marked reviewed. The coding region runs from base 1 to 1431 and encodes 476 amino acids. The transcript has a single exon. NCBI's taxonomy places the organism in Eukaryota, Fungi, Ascomycota, Saccharomycetes, Saccharomycetales, Saccharomycetaceae.
AUGGCUGACAAUUCUACUUCCAGAUUUUAUACUAAUCUAUUGAUAGCUAAUUAUCUCAAACAUAACGGUCUGGAAGAUACAUUAGCUGCAUUCAUAAGGGAGACAGCGUUACCUCUUUCUGCCUUAGAAAAGUCCGAUAGUUCAAAUAGUAAUGUCGGUGAGAUACCGCUAGAAGACUUGCAGAGUGUCGUUGAAGAUAGGAUUUACUACAAAAGACGGUCUUUCAAAGAUAGGUUUAAAACUCUUUCAAUAAACGAUGAUUUAGCCCCAAUUGACAAUGCUAAGUAUGGAAUUCAACCUUGGAACCAUAGUUUGAAAUUUAGUAUUGAUGUAAAAUUGAACAAAUCCUUACCCAAAGAUACCUUGUUCAUUAGCGCAACUUUUACAGAAGAUAGCAAAUAUAUAUUACUUUCGUCAGCUACUGGAUACCUAGUAAUCUACGACAUUGAGAAAGCGACGUCGAAGUCAUUUAAAAUUAAUGAAAAAGUCAAGAGCAUCGUCAAGCUGUACGGACCCAUUGGUAGCUCCGGUUACCAAUAUGUAUGUCCAAUGAACGGAAGUUUUUACUUGCUAAAUAACGAUUUUGAACUGGUGAACAACGCAGUAUGGAAAAUUCAUGCCAGAAUGAUUACGCAUAUAAAGAUCUGCAAUGUUACGGAAUCAUCUUGGUUUGUUAUUACUAGUGGAAUGGAUAACUUCCUGCGAUUGAGUUUGUUGGAGAUAAAAAACGGGAACACUUUCCUCACAAAACUCUCCGAAAUAAAGUUGGCUUCCAAUUGUACGUCGUUGAAUGUAAUCGCCAACGGUGACGGCAAUGGUCAGAAUAGUUUCUCUGUGUUUCUUACCAGAGCAGAAUACACUCAUAUAGCAUGUUACUCAAUUAUAGAUGCCAAAAAUCUUGUCCAUUCAUACAAUAUUGCCUUAAACAAUGCGGAAUUUAGCACGUACGCUUUCAACAUUCGAGACGUAAUGGCAGUAGAUUAUGUUCAUUCCAAUACUAAGGAUACGAUAGGAUUAUCACCCAGUACCAUGCUAGUUGUAGCCACGUCACAUAAACCAUACAUGAGAUUGAUUUUAGUAGAAAUACCUAUGAAUACAGGCCAUCCAAAGGCAAUGAAAUUGGAUAAAGUUCAGACUUACUACGAUAAAAUCUUACGAAAUUUUGCGACAGAAAUAUAUCAAGAUGAUUUCUCAUUACCAAUUCUCGGCAAAUUAGAAUCUUCUAAUGGUGUAUUGGUAGGAAAUGAUGAAGGUAUUUACAGUGUUGAUUUGAUGACUGGUGAUUCGAGAAUUUUAAAUAUUCCUGGUGAGGCAAACUCCUUGCACGACAGGAUAAAGUGUAUGGAUAUCAGUAAGGACCAAAUGAGAAUGGUCGCUGGAACGUCUACUAAGUCAAUUUACAUCCUAAAUGUAAUCAGAAAUGCACAGUAA